Messenger RNA from Metopolophium dirhodum (rose-grain aphid), 603 nucleotides. Its product is annotated as 52 kDa repressor of the inhibitor of the protein kinase-like. Lineage: Eukaryota; Metazoa; Arthropoda; Insecta; Hemiptera; Aphididae. The coding region runs from base 1 to 603 and encodes 200 amino acids. Gene Ontology annotation, molecular function: protein dimerization activity. The record is from RefSeq and is a predicted model, not a curated record. The transcript has a single exon.
AUGCCUCGUAUUUGUAGCAGUCAAAGAAAUAGAAGCAAUGUACCAUCUAACAACAUUGAAGAAUAUUACAAAAAAUCUAUUUUUAUACCGUACUUGGACGAUUUGAUGAUGGCAUUAAAUGAAAGAUUUAUACCUCACAAUGAAACUAUAACUUCAUUACAAUAUGUCUUACCAAAUAUUGUAGUUGAAAAACCAUUUUCUUAUUUAAAAAAAUCUGUUGAAUUUUAUGAAAAUGAUUUACCGGGGCUAAAUGACGUUAUAGAAGCAGAGUACGAAAUUUGGCAAGCUAAGUGGAAGAAUAUUGAAGACAACUUAAGGCCCACAACUGCUAUAGAGGCUUUGAGUGUCUGUGAUAAUUUUAUGUAUCCAAACAUGUAUGAAUUACUAAAAAUACUAGCUAUAAUACCAGUGUUCACCGCUACAACUGAGCGUAGCUUUUCGACGUUGAGAAGACUCAAAACGUACUUAAAAAAUACAACUUCAGAAUCUAGAAUAGUGGGACUUGCCCUUUUAGCUAUUCAUAAAGACAUUGACGUACCAGAUGACAUUUUAUUAGAUAAAUUUGCUAACAGUGGCAAAGAAAGAAAUUUAAAUUUGAUUUGA